Molecule: messenger RNA, 1282 nt
Organism: Halichondria panicea
Lineage: Eukaryota; Metazoa; Porifera; Demospongiae; Suberitida; Halichondriidae
Exons: 3
Coding region: 1-873 (290 amino acids)
Source: RefSeq, a predicted model, not a curated record
AUGGCUUCUCUACACCUACUACAAUGGGCGAAUGCUAGUAAAAAGUACAAAAUGCUCUAUGUGGUUAGCUCAACCCUACUGCCACAGUCUCCUGAAGUCAAGUUUCUGACACUCUGUGCUGAUGCUGACACAGUCUGUGCCCCUACUGCCGAGUCACCGAGUCACCCACUCAAGUUGGUUGGGGUGUUUCACAGAGAGUGUUCUACUCUGAAGACAGGUUGUUCUGGGAACGCCAUGUACGUGGUGUCUGCUACAUUCUGUGCACUUCGAAACGGAGUUCUCAGGUUACAGAAGCUUCUUGAUAUCGUCUCUCAUUAUACGAGUACAUGGCGAUAUGAAAUUAACUCCUCCAAGUCGGCAGUCAUGGUAUUUGGUGAAUCAACAAGAUCACGUAGCCACUCCCGUUCCUUCUCUGUUUGCUUGGAAAUUAUCCAGGAGGUAGAUAGUUACAAACACCUUGGUGUCCUUCGCUUAGUGUCUACUUCUGGCUCCCUCAGAAUCUGCUCAGCGGGUGGGAGUUCUGUGGGCGUAAGGUUCCACCUGCUUUACUCCUCACUCUGCCUUCUCUAUGGAUCAGAACUCUGGUCCCUAACAAAGAGCGAUCUCAACAUGUUGGAGAGAACUCACAGGAAACUGCUUCGCACAAUUCAAGGCCUGCCUACCAGAUGUCCGUCACUCGCCCUCUCCAGCUCGUUGGAGAUCUCGGCAUUGGUGGACUGCAGACAGCUUUGUUUCAUUAACAUGCAUGUCUUCAGAAGAUCUCCCGAAGAAGAUUAUGGUUCUCGCCGACUCUCUAUUAAAAACAUGGUCCACACACGUCUCAUCUCGUUGCUACCCUUCACUCUCGUCUAUGAUCGCAAACGGGAAAAAUAAAGGAUCUUUUAAGGCAGCUGCAAAGAAAUCUGUACUAGUCACACCAUACAUCAAGAUGACAGACACAUGCCCCCUGCUAUGGUCAUGAUUUCAGAAUCAGGGGGCUGGAGCUGGAUGCGUCCAGGUUUAGAUACCGCAACAGAGGAAAUAUCUCUCCCGGGGAUGCAUCGUGUAAACUAUGGAACACUGAAGAAGAAUCACCUUCACACUUUUUAGUAAGUUGCCCUGCUCUCUCAGCGCGCUCUCCUGCACCCUCCUACAAGGCCUUGUCUGGCUGCCCACGCGCAAGCUUGCUCUUCAUCAAAGAUCUAAGGCAAACCCGCGCUGAUCUCCUUCUCACACGCACAUUGGUUUAAAAGCUCCACCCUCUUGCUGUAUUAUAAUUACCCAAUUUCAAUAUUCUUUUUCG